Messenger RNA from Populus nigra (black poplar), 1059 nucleotides. RefSeq lists its product as uncharacterized. Bases 258 to 647 code for a protein of 129 amino acids. The record is from RefSeq and is a predicted model, not a curated record. Lineage: Eukaryota; Viridiplantae; Streptophyta; Magnoliopsida; Malpighiales; Salicaceae. The transcript has 5 exons.
AGAAGGGGCCAUCAAAUAUGUCCCGCUACUGUGACACACUCCGGUGCUGAACAUGCGUUUCGAACAGAGUUAAAGAGGAAGUAGAAAAAUGGUAGUAGUAUUUGCUAGAGCGCGCCAAAUACCAUGAACAAGCACUGCAUCUCCUUUUCACUUCUCAUAUUACGUCUACAAAUUUUCACUUCUCAUCGUCUAAAAAUUUCGAUCACUUCUCAUUAAUUGAAGCUGCAUUUAUUUUUCUGACAAGUUUAUAACCGAUAAUGCCGAUGCUCUAUCAUGAGUUAAAAGAAAUAUCAAAGAUUCAAAAGCUUCGCAGAGUCGUUUCUUACACUGGUUUCUAUUGCUUUGUUGCUGUCAUGAGCUAUGCUUAUACAACCAAUACAACUAGAGCUGGAUAUUCUAGAGGUGACCAAUUCUAUGCAGCUUAUCCUGCUGGGACUGAGCUUUUAACUGACGCCACCAAGCUAUAUAAAGCUGCACUUGGAAAUUGCUUUGAAUCAGAGGAGUGGGGUCCAAUUGAGUACUCCAUCAUGGCCAAGCACUUUGAACGCCAGGGGAAAUCGCCAUAUGCAUAUCAUGCAGUAAGUUUCACAAUGCUGCAAUAUAUGGCACACCUCCUUUCUCACGGACAGCUUCAUGGAAAUGGCUAGCGUAGAAAUACUACAACACCUCCUGAAUGAGUGAAGUUUCAACAGUAAAUAUGUAGAACUAAAACCAUUGCAAUAUUUAGUUUGUUGAAUGAAGAGAAGACCAUUGGAAUUUCUGUCUUGGGAUGCCAGGAACGCGUUCCAAUUUUAUUUAUUUUUUGAAAUGGAGCAGCAGCAGAGUUGCUCAUUGGGUCCAUAUUGUAUUUGUUCUGUGUCACAUCCUGAAUCAAGUGGCUUUUUUUUUUUCAAUAGAAGUUUCAUCUGGUCUUUUCAUUCUUGAAAGCUAGUACUUUGUCACUAAUAUGCAAGUAGAUACCAGUGUUCUCCCCUUACUUCUUGGGGUGAGGGAAAACAGAUCUUGUAUUCAUUCACAAAGUUUGUGGGAAAUGAAUUUACUAUCCUUCUGUUUUCAUCA